CUCGCGAGGCCCAAAUGAUGGAAGCGGCCCAAUUCAAGUUGCCUUCCUCCUCCCUCUCCUCUCUCCUCUUCAUGAGGGAAGGAGCCACAAAGAGAGAGAAGCGCAGCAACGGAGAGGAGAGGAGCCAUGGCGAAGCCGUCUCCCGCCGCCGUGCACACCCCGCGCCCCGCCUCCAUCCGCUCCUCCUCCGCCUCCGCCCGGCCAUCCGUCGGCUCCUCCUCCACCCCCAGGCCGCCGAUCCCCGCCGCCGCCAACUCCAAGGGGGUCGCCAAGUGCCUGGCCUUCCACGACGGCGACUUCACCUUCCCCGACGACCUCGCGCCGCUGCUCGACCUCCCCGACCCCGCCGACUCCUCCUCCUCCACCACCACCACCGCCGCCCUCAUCUCCGCCGCCCCGGACCCGGAUGACGCCAUCACCGCUUCCGCCGACUCCGCUCUCACCGAGGUCACAGCGCCCGCCGAGGCUACGGCUAUGGUCGAUGAGGAGGAGGAGGAGCCCCUCCCGGACCAGAUCAGCCUCGCGCUCGCCGAGCUGCGCGGCGGCCGCGGCCUCAGCCCCCGCUCCAAGCGCCUCGUUGCCGCGCUCGUCGAGGCCGCCGCCGCCGAGCUCCGCCCCAAUGCCGCCACCCUCCGCCUGCGCCGCGCCGCCUUCUGGGGGAAGGUGCGCGUCUGGAUCCUCGCCGCGACGGUCGCCACCGUGUUCGCCAUCGACGUCGUGCUCGCCGUCGCCCUCGUCUCCCGCCGCGGCAACGACCUCUACGACGCGCUGCCCCCUACCUGAGCAGCCGUCGCUCGCCGAUUCGCUGCACUUGCAAACCAAAAUCCUUCACUACCAUCACUUCACCGAUCAGUAUAGGGAUGAUUUACUUCACUGUUGGUUGAUGUAGUUAGCUACCUACCUGGAAAGUGAUUAGUGCUGCAAGCCAACAAGAUUUAACAUCAUGCAUCAACAACUAGUCCAGCUCUUACAUAUUUACAUUACAUGCCUUUUUAUAUAGUUAGUGGCUUAAUGCCGUGCUAGUGUUUAUUCUCAGUAGAUACAUAGUACAUAUAUAGAAUCAGGUGCAAGAGUUGGUGAAUGUGCUACUUGAAUUUUGAUGAUCAGUAGUUGGUUGGUUCUAGGAAAUUUUGCUCAGCUGUAUAUAAGAGAUUCUGCUUCAGUAAUGAACUGCAUGAAGAACAACUCGCUGUUGUGCAGCGCUUCUGAUGUUGCUUGUUUUUCUUUCA
Oryza sativa Japonica Group (Japanese rice) is the source of this 1229-nucleotide messenger RNA. RefSeq lists its product as uncharacterized. NCBI's taxonomy places the organism in Eukaryota, Viridiplantae, Streptophyta, Magnoliopsida, Poales, Poaceae. The record is from RefSeq and is a predicted model, not a curated record.